GACAAGACAUCACAGAUCAGCUGCAUUUACACAGCAAAGAUGACCAGUGAGAAUUUACUGCCUGAGCUGAGGAUUGUGCUCAUUGGGAAGGUCGGAGCUGGAAAGACGGCAGUCAUGAACAACAUCCUGAGGAUCUCAGCGGAGAGAGGAGAGGAUGAGGCAACUUCAGGCUCCCGCAUAUGUCCCAACUCUUAUACAGACAAGUGUCAGAAGGAACAAGUGAAGAUCGGAGGACGAAACGUGGUUGUUGUCGACACUCCAGGUCUGUGUCAGUCAGGAAAAGAAGACAAGCAGGUGAUGGAGGAGAUCAAGAAAUCUUUCUCGAAUGUUAAUCCUGGUCCUCAUGUGAUCCUGUUCGUGCAGAAGGUGAGCGCGUUUGGAAAAAGUGAUCUUGACAGAGUGGAGACUUUAAAGAACACUUUCGACGAUGAGGUUUUAAAUUACACCAUGGUGUUGUUCACCCUUAGAGAUGAAAUGGAAAAAGGAAGAAAUAUUGAGGAGUUAAUUGAAGAAAACCAGGAUCUCAAAGACUUUGUCUCUAACUGUGAGAACAGAUACCAUGCUAUUGACAACACAGUCCAGGAUCUGUCUCAGGUCAAGGAGCUUCUGGAGAAGAUCAACCAGAUGGUAAAGGAAAACAAAGGAACAUCUUACUCGGUAAAAGCAGCUCAUCUUAAAAGGAAACUCGCACUCACUGUAGGGGGGUCUGCAUUGGUUGGAGCUGGUUGUGGUGGAGGAGUUUCUCACUUUCUUGGGAGCGUGGUUGGAAGUACAGUAGGAAUUGUAGGAGGAGCUGUAGUUGGAGGUGCAGUGGGCGCUGCAGGGAUCGUCGCAUUGGAACACAUUAAGACUAAAACAAAAAAAUAAUGAAUACAAAUUUGAAUUUAAAAGUUUUCCUUAACAGAGACCAGGACUGUGUCGUAACAGCUCUUGAAAAUCCAUCACCAAGUUUGAACGUCAAGUCCCUCCUGAGUACUCAGUAACUACUAGCUGCUGAUUUAUUAAAUGAGGAUGCUCCAUUAAAAUAUAAUAAAUGUCUUAGCAAGUCAAGACUUCAGUAAGGUGCAGAUUGGUUGUUAGGAAAUGUCUGUUGUGCUGUCCAGUCAAAAUCAAUAAACUAUGUAAAUGAGCAUUACAAACUAGCAUGAGGUCCUAAAAUUACACUAAUUAGAGGUGUUAGUUUUAUUCUGUAUUAUGUUAUUCUUUUACUCUGUUAGUUUUAGUCUGCAUACUUACAGUACAUACAGCUCAUAAUGAGUGGAAAAUAUACAGUUAUGCUGACCUAACUACAAAGAGACACACAACAACCACUAAGAGAUGCAAUAUGACAAAUAACUAUAAAGAGACAUAAAACAAUUACAAACCCUGCACCUCCACAAGAACAAUGAGCUGCGGAGGGAGUCGGCUGAGGCUUCAUUUGAUCGAUUGUAAAUGUAAAAACAUUGUUUAUAGCAGCUUAAUGUCAUUUGUAUUUGUUCCAGCUUUUAAAAUGUGAGGAUUUGCUGUUUUAUCUCAUUGUAAAUGAAUUAUCUUUGGUUUCAACUCUGUCUCUAUACAGAUGAUACAAGUUUCUAUACAUCUAAACUUCAACAAACGUUUUAUUUCUGUCAUAACGAGGAAAUGUUAUUUGACAAGUCACAGAUGUGUUGAUACUGAACAUCUGUUCCACCUGAAUCUCUGAUCUCACAGUUAAAUCUCCAGCUGUAGUGACUCCAGCUUUAUUCAACUGUUCUAUGAUUCUGUUCAGACUCUCAGCUGCUGCUUCAGGUUCAGGAAAGAUCCUCGUUUAAAACACUAAAACUUCACAACCUGUUUAUUUACAUUCAACCUGAACCACCAACUUUCCCUGACCUGAACCACAGAGCUGCUGUUCUCUAAACCACAGAUGGGUCUCUGAUGUGAACUGGUCUCUGAUGUGAACUGGUCUCUGGAUGAACUGGUCUCUGGAUGUGAACUGGUCUCUGGAUGAACUGGUCUCUGGAUGUGAACUGGUCUCUGGAUGAACUGGUCUCUGGAUGUGAACUGGUCUGGAACUGGUUUACUUCUUAUAUCUUCAUGGUUACAUGGUUCAGUGAGUUGGACAGCUGAUGUUUCAGUGUAGUUUAAAGAUGUUUGUGUGCAGUGUGUUAACAGAUUUAUCACCUUCUGUUCAGCUGUAUCAUCGGAUCUGUUUGACAUGUUGAUGCUGACGAGCUCCAGAUGAAACACUGAGUUGUAUUUUGUCACUUCAUCAUGUCUGAUUUCAUAAUUACAUCUUUCAGCAACAAUAAAAACCACGAACCAGAACACCCUGCCUCAUCAUUCAGCCUCUACAUGACCACAAAGAGACAGAAGACGACCACAAAGAGACACAAAACACCUGCAGAGAGACGUUUCAUGACCACAAAAAGAUCCAAAACAACCAUAAAGAGACACAAAAUGACCAAAGAGACUGAACUUUGUCUCAUAAUCUGCUGCCAGUCGUUUGUAUUUAAGACAUUUUUAACCAUGUUGGAUAUUUGACAUUAGUGACUGAAGACAUUCAGAUAAAUAAACAGCUUUACCUGAAGUUAGCUUUGUCUUCUGUUAAAGGUCAGUGAUGUCACAGUCGUAAGGUUUGUGUCUGUGGGUGGAAACAGUAAAUAAAUGAUGAGGUGUUAUAAGAGAAACAGCUGCCCAGAUGAUAUAAAGCAGUUCAAAUGGUCUAGACCAGCUGUAACAUUAUAUUGAUACGUGCAUCAAUAUUUAGAAUACAGUAAUAUAACAUGAGAUUUAGAAAGAGCCCAUUCUGCAUAAUGAGAACUUUUACUUUUGUUCCAUAAAUAUAUUUUGAUAUAAAGCUGAUGCUUCUGUACUUUUACUUGUAGUAUUGUUCUGUGCUACUUUAGUAAAAAUCUGAGUUUGUUUUUCAGGGUAUUUUUGUUCAUUCUCAGAAAUAAAAACUGAAAUGACGUCGUAUUAUUUAAGAGGCUCAUGAGGAGUCAGCUGACCACUGAUCACUGUUGAAGUGAAAUUUCUUCAGUUGAAAAUUGUGAUCAAUAUAUCAGAUGCACUUAUGCAGCAGCUCAUCCAGCAGACGACAGUCACAGGAGCUGCUCAUGGAAACUGCUGUGACCCACUUUGUGUCUUUGACCCUGCCAGUGUUCAGAUAAGAGGAAACUAUACGGUUGAUGUUGGCAGUGAGGCGGUUAAUGGUGCAGUUCCUGGUCUUUUAUCUGUGUGCUGAUGUCCACGCUCGUAAACCUCACGGUCCUUGGCAGGAAUCAGUUAUUACACAGGGUGAGAGUGACUGACCUAUUUCUGCUGGCGGUGA
Seriola aureovittata is the source of this 3292-nucleotide messenger RNA. RefSeq names its product GTPase IMAP family member 8-like. Gene Ontology annotation, molecular function: GTP binding. The record is from RefSeq and is a predicted model, not a curated record. Lineage: Eukaryota; Metazoa; Chordata; Actinopteri; Carangiformes; Carangidae. Bases 40 to 867 code for a protein of 275 amino acids. The transcript is spliced from 2 exons.